Molecule: messenger RNA, 2471 nt
Organism: Bactrocera oleae (olive fruit fly)
Lineage: Eukaryota; Metazoa; Arthropoda; Insecta; Diptera; Tephritidae
Gene: Rlip
Product: Ral interacting protein
Biological process (GO): small GTPase-mediated signal transduction
Molecular function (GO): small GTPase binding; GTPase activator activity
Source: RefSeq, a predicted model, not a curated record
GGGAGCGUUUAGAAGAGUAUUAUAUGUUGUUUUUGCUUUAUUAUUAACUGACAGCUGUUCUGUUGACAAUUGAGAACAAUGUAAAUUUUCUCUAGUGGGUUGUAAAUAAAUAAGUUCUUGUUUAUUAAUCAAUAUAAUAGUGGCACAUUAGCAUAUACUCAGGUAGUGGUUCCAUAAGCAAAUUAUGGAUUUCGACAGCCCGGACGUUGAGAAAGAUUUUCCUGGUUUAUAUGCUUCUGAAGGUGGGGAGGGAAAAUCUAAAAAGAGCAAAGAAGAUAGCGAUUAUAGUGAGGGUGAACACGAUAAAGUAAGUAAAAAAGAUCUAUUAAUUGGUAGGCGAAAAGAUAAAAAGGAAAAAGGCAAAGAUCGUGGGUAUGCAGCUUUAGAAGGUGAAAGCUCUCCAGAGGAGGAGUUAGAAGCGAAAAGUCCCUCGAAGUCAAAAAAGUUGAAAACAUUUAAAUUCAGUUCGUCCAAAAGCAAGGAAAAACGCGAAAAGUCGCGUGAUAAAGACAAGUCUGAGAGGGACUUACGGGAGGAGGAAAAACCAAAGGAAAAAGAGAAGACUGAAAAAGAAAAAGAGGUAAAAAAAAAAGAUAAAGAACGCAAAGAAAAGGAAAAGAAGGAAAAAAUCAAGGAUAAGGAUAAAGAAAAGGAAAAAAAGGAAAAGAAAGUUAAACAAGCUGGUAACGCUUCCGAAGAAGUGUUAGAAUUGGGCGAUGUUCAGCCUGUUUUUGGUGUAUCAAUAAGUCUAGCUACUGAAAGAAGUCGUUGCCAUGAUGGUGUUGAUUUGCCGCUUGUUGUACGCGAUUGUAUUGAUUACCUCGAGGAGCACGCAUUGAAAAAUGAUCAAAUAUAUAAGGUAGAACCGUUGAAGACACGCAUACAACACUUUAGACGACUAUAUAAUAACAGAGAAAGGCAAGCAGAUACUGAUGAGCUCGAUAUAGCAACAGCAUGCGCUUUAUUGAAGUUAUUCUUACGAGAACUGCCGGAACCGGUUUUAACCACAGACUUAAUAUCUCAUUUUGAGGAUACAUCAUCAAUUAACUCGCAGAAUAAACAACAAGAUGAGCUUAAAAAAUUACUUGAACUACUACCCAGUUGCAACAGAACUCUACUCACUUGGAUAAUAUUACAUUUUGAUUCGGUAAUUCAACAUGGCAAGCACAAUAAAUUAACGAUUGAAUCGUUGGCGAUGCUGUUAAGUCCGCCUAUGCAGAUGUCGCAUCGUUUAUUAGUUACAUUUUUAUCUCACAGUGGAAUUUUGUUUACAAAUGUAUCCCUUAUCAAAUAUGUGCCACCAAUAACCCCAUCAAGCCCGAAACUUCCAGAGACUGCGGAAGAUAUUCAAAUAGAGCUAUGUAAACAAGAAAGCUUACUUACACAGAUUCAUGCCGAAAUGAAUGCUGGAUUUGUUUCCAAAAAACGAGAAGAACAAUUGUGGGAAGUGCAGCGAAUUAUCACGCAGCUUAAGCGUAAGUUGCGUAGUUUUGAGAAGCGACAUGAGAAGUCAAUUGAGGAAUCACAAAUAGCCGCAACAAAUGCAUUACAAAAUAUUAGCGACACCACUGAUUCUAGUACCAUAAUGCAACCGGGGCAAAAUAUUUUAAAGGAAACCGAUAAUAGCUUGGCGAACCAAAACAUGAACUGUACCCACACUGAAGAACAAUUUUCAAAUGUAGUCAAUAUUGAAUCGCCUGAAAUAACAAAGGAAAAAUCUUCCACAACGCUUCCGGUCAAAACACUAGUUGUGCAGGAAGAGCCAGAAAAGGUUCCAGAAUCGGAACAAUCAUCGGUCAACGUAGAUGAUUCACAUCCUGAUGGAAUUUACAUUGAUGAAGAAUUGUCGUUCCUAAUGGUGCCUAAAACUCAUCCAGAUUAUUCUCAACUGAUUCGUCUGCAAUUAGAAAAUCGUGAAUUACUUCUUUGGAAGGCACAAUUGCAAGCUCGUAUAACUGCCGAACGUGCCGAAGUCCUGCGGCUUAAGCAGCAAUAUCAGCAGCAGCUUGCUGCAGCAGGCGCCAGUAGGAGUGAUAUUCCUAGUACAGCUUCUGUCAUUUCAGAUGAUGUUAUUGGAAGCGAUGAUGAUUAUGAAAAAAUAAUAGAGCAUUAUAUACGAGAAAAUACCUUAUUGGAACAAAAAAAAGAAAUACUUGCAAAAGAGCUGUUUGAUGAACGGCGCGAAUGCAUCACUAUGCAGGUUGAGUUGGAAUUACAAAAUUUUUAAACAAACGAUCUAUUAAGUAUAUUUACAUACACACAAACACACAUGUUAAAUUUUUAUUAUAUACCUAAAUUACGCACUCAUCUUUAUUGUAAAAUAUUUACUUCCUUUAUCUUUAGCAAUUUUAUCGUCAUACAGUAUAUCCAUUGAAUUAGAACUUAGCAAAUAUGUAAUUAUCAAACUACAUAUAUAAGAGCUUUAUUGAGAUUAUAAAUAUACUGUUAUAAAAACAAUAAAAUUAAUCGAA